GGAGCCCCCCGAGGUCACCGGGAGCUUCCCGGGCUGCCCGGGCCCCGCCGGGAUCCCGCUGCCAGCCGGGUGCCCACGGGCCAGCGCGGACUCUGGGGCUCUGUAGCCUCCAGGCCGGCGGUAAUGGGCCAGCCGUCGCACCUCCGGGGUUGCGGGCUCUGAGGGCCGCCUCGGUGCCAGAGCCAUGGAUGCCAACCUGCCGGGCACCUUUCUGCUCAACGGCCCCUCGCUGGGCCCCUUCCCCGAGGCCAAGGCGCCCGUUUGCCAGUACUCAGUGCAGAGCUCCUUCUACAAGCUGGGACCCCCCGCGCUGGGUGCCCAGCUGGCUGCUGGCACCCCGCACGGCAUCUCCGACAUCCUCGGGCGGCCCGCGGCGACACCCAACAGCGGCCUGCUCCCGGGCUACCCCCACGCGGGCGGAUUUAACGGACUGAGCUCCCCGGGCGUCUAUUACGGGCCCCAGGUGGGCGCCCUCCCCAAGGCUGGUGGCGAGUACCUGCCGCGGGGACGGAGCUGCUGGGCGGAGGCGGCCCCGGAGUGGCGGGGCGGCCGGCAGUGCGGCGGCCCCCCUGCUCACCUGGCUGACAGCAUCCACAAGAAGAAGCACACGCGCCCAACCUUCACGGGACACCAGAUCUUUGCUCUGGAGAAGACGUUUGAGCAGACCAAGUACCUGGCGGGUCCGGAAAGAGCACGGCUGGCCUAUUCUCUUGGCAUGACUGAGUCUCAGGUGAAGGUCUGGUUCCAGAACCGACGGACCAAAUGGAGGAAGAAGAGCGCCCUGGAGCCCUCCUCAUCCUCACAGCGGGCGGGGGGCUCUGGCGGAGAGCGGGCGGCCUCUGAGACCGAGGACGAUGAGUACAACAAGCCCCUGGACCCGGACUCGGAUGACGAGAAGAUCCGGCUGCUGCUGAGGAAGCACCGUGCAGCCUUCUCCAUGCUGGGCUUGGGCUCGCACAGCGGCUGAGCAGCAGCGCAGCCUGCCCCUCUGUGCCCCUCUGGGCUGGGGUGAUCCCCUCACCAGCAGGUGCCUGGCUCUGGGAUGGGCUGGCUGGCAGCUGCAGGGGGAGCGUGGCUCACAGGGCUGGGAGCAGCACACGGGGUAGUGUCAGGUGCAGCCGUGCUGCUGGCGUUGAUGAAAUAAAGGUCCCAGUCAAGUCCCAGCACUUGUUUCGUGGGCAUGUGGUCCAGGGCGGCCUUGUGAGGCUGGGCUAGAGGAGGGUCGGGGACAGGAUGUAUGGGGCAGGGUCUGCAUGCCAGGCAGGGGAAGGGGCCGUGCUGUGGUGCUGCGUGUGGGAUAGGAAGUGCCCACAGCAGCAGGGGAGUGCUGGAGAUUUUCCCAGGGUUUUCUCUGGUUUGGGCGUGUACCGGCAGCAAGAGCUGCUGGUUCAAAAGUCACUCACUGGGGCCUCUUAUUGGAAGCUCUUAGCAGCAAAUAAAUAUCAUUUAUCUUAACGGUGUGAGUGAGAGCCCAUUCACCUGUCGGGGCUGCAGGAUUGAUGUGGCAUCAAUAGCCCCAGUGUGUUUGCCUGCCAACCUGUUGGGUCCCCCCCUGCUCUGUGCUGUACCCCUGUGCAAUGGGGGCUGCACAUGGGGCUGCACAGCCCCUGUUCUGGCUCCCCGUGGCUCACCAGUGGCAUGCCAGCUGUGGGUGCUGCUCAGGGCCAGCUGUCCUUACCUGCUUAGGACACCAAAGGAGCUCCAGCUGGCACAGGCACAGCGCUGAAGGCCGGGCAAGCUUGGCAGUUGUUCAGCCAAGAGCCAGCUAAGUGCCAGCCAGGUGUGAGCAAACACGUGGGCUGUGUCUUGGGAGGAAAUCGAUAGCAGAUAAGGUGCUGCCGGCCCAUCAGGCACUGAUUAGCAGCACGGCACAGGCACGGGAGGGGUGGGAGUGGGGCUGGUGAAGGGAUGCCCGUCCCUGUGGCUGCAGGCAGUGCCUGCAAGGGCUGAGUCCACGCUUGGGCCAGCUGGAGCUCCUGAGCCACCGGGACCUUUCAGUGGCCUGAGCAGCAGCCUUGUGUGGGGCUGCAGAUCACUGCUGUACAGCCUGCCGAGGCCCACGCUUGCCUUAAAGCCCUCCUCAAUCUCUCCCUGGGCUCUGGGCACUUUGCAAAGAGACCCGGCUGCUCGGUGCCACUUUUCCAGAGCUUAGGGCAUUGCUGUCCCUGCACAGGUCCCUGUCCAGCCCCUGCAGUGAGCACGGGGCUGGUAAUGCUCCCCCUCAGCCAUGCAGGCCCUCCACAGGCCGGGUGCUGGGCCAGGACAGAGCUAAUGGAGCCUUUGCAAGGCAUGGGGUGGCAGGUCCCACAGGAGCAUGUGGCACAGGGCUGGUGGCAGGGCCACCAGGAAGAGACACAUCACUGUCUGUGGACAGAGCCAGCGCUCAGCAGGAGCAGGUUCCACAUGGUGGGAGAAGUGAGGGGCUGCUGGUGGGAUAUUUUUUUAACAUUUUCUAAGCUGCCCGGCUUGGCUGACAAUUUUUAAUGUACUAACUGCCUGGUCCAGUGAGCUGAUUAAUUGGUGCUGUGGAGAUCAAUACAAAACAGAAAAUUAAAACAAUUUUAAAGUGAUUAAGUAGUUUAACACCUGUCUGAUGCCACGUCAGGGCUGGGAGACAAAUAAAGCAGGUGGCAAAGGGCCUGCUGUAGCCAGGGAGAGUGACAAAUGGCUGCUGCAGCCUGGCUGCCCUGUGCAUCCCCACACUGAGACAGGACCCCAAAGAGUGCUGAUCCAGGCAGGGCCCCAGCCUGGUAGCCAGGACUGACCCCCUGUCCUCGCUGUGCUGCCCACCCUGCUCCCACUUCCCCGCUGAGCACUCGCUGCUGCAGCAGAGCAGUGCCCCACCGGUGCUGGACAGGAGCAGCCAGCAGCGUGCACUGGCUCUGCCCAGCCUGUGCUCGGUGCCAGGCAGCCUCGGGCUGUGUGGGCAGAGCCAGGAGCCAUGGGGGUGCAGCACAGGCAGGCCAGCCUGGCAGGCAGAUGGAUGGCAGCUCCGCUUCAAUUCCGCAUCCCUUUUCUCCCAGACAAACCCCGUCGGAUUUUCAUAAAUCAAAGCGCCACACUGUUUAAUAAAAAUUUAUUGACUUACAAGUGAUUAUUUAUCAAAAGGCCAUUAAUAGCAGCUCCGGGAAUGAUGUGCUACUGGGUGGUGCGUGGAGACUAAUAGCAAAUCAAUGCCAGCAUCCGGGCAGAAUGCAUAUGAGGGCUCCUGGCCCCAGUGGGGUGCACGGCUGCUGCAGCCAGAGCCAGCAGCCCCUACCCUGUGGGCCGCCCAGCGCUCCCCCCCCGGUUAUUUAUCGCUUACAAAUGAAAUGAUCGAUACUUUUAAUCUAGAGCUAAAUUUAUUAACUUUCUCAUCGGAGAGAGACAUAUUGACUGGGGGCAUGGGGUGGGAGAGCCAAGGAAAGAUGGAUGUGUGCCUCCUAACCUGUCCAGCCAGCUCCUUGCCUGCUGCACAGUGUCCUGAAUGCUGCUGGGGACGGUCCCCGAGCGCAGCAGGGUGGCUGGACAUCCUGCACAGCUGAGGAGGGUUCUGCAGAUCGCCACGGCGUCAGGGACAGGGACCCAGCUGCAGGCAGGAGACUUGUGGGCACCUGCAGCUGGAUCCAAGUGCUUGAGGACACGGCAAGGGGGUGGAGGAGGCUUGUGGCCUUCAGCAGUGCCUGAAGGAAAUGUCCAUCCCACCCCCAGAGAGGAGAGCUCUGGGGACACAGCCCUAGAUAGGGCUCAGGAGGGGCUGCUGAACAGGGAGAAGUGAAGGAGAGCCUGGAGACCCUGAUUGGGCAGCAGGGAUCAGCAGGCAGCAAUGUCCAUGUCCCUAGCAGGUGUGUCCCCAGCUGCAGUCACCCACAGCACACCCAUGACUCCCUGUGCUCCCUCCAGGGCCGCCCAGACCACAGCAAGGUGCAGGGCUCUUCAUCCAAACGGGCCCUGAGCUGGCAGCCAGGGCAGCAAAGUUCCAUCAGGGAAAUAAAAAAGUGUAGGAAAAUUCAGAUUUAAGGCCUCUUACACAGAGCAGCUGUCCUCACCUGGCACAGCAGAUGCCCUUCCCAACAAACGACACUCAAGGUACAAAGGAGGCACUUGGGUAACUGCCUUCUGCAGAGAACUAGAGAAUGCAAGCAGGCUUCAGCAGGGAGCAGUGAAACAGUUCUUGCUUGUAAGAGCAGAGAAGCCAGUGUAAGUGCUCAAGUUUGUAGGAAUGUAAGGAAAAUGGGAAAGCACAUGGGAGAAAUGCUCAAAUGCAAGUUGUUUCACCAAAUAAUUUACUUGCAGAGCAGAAAGGGGCACCGCCUCCAGCACAAGAUUUCAGUUUUCUUGCUACUGAUUGAUACUAUCCAGGUGUGUGCAUGACAAGGUCAGAUGCCACUGUUUGCCUCAGGAGACAUUUGAAAAGGGAUUUGCUGCCCUGGCCGUGAAGUCUUGGGCUCUCCUCCACACUCUAGGCUCCCACUAUAGCACGUACAGAUUCCUCAGGAGCCCCAGCUGCCACUCCAGUGCCACCUGGCACCCCACAGCCCCAGGGGACAGAGGGAGAUUUCCAAGGAGUGUGAUCCUUAGUGCAUCAGGAGCAGGGAGAGGCUGUUACUCAGACACUGUAGAAGCAACAGUCUGGGUCAAGCUGACAGGAAGGUGGCAGAAGAAAAAGAUUUCUCCUGGAAGUGGAUCUGAAAAUGGCCUGAGAGGCACAUUCUGCUCCUAAGGGGUUUAUGCCUCACACAUGAGUGG
Motacilla alba alba is the source of this 4728-nucleotide messenger RNA. RefSeq names its product NK6 homeobox 3 (gene NKX6-3). Lineage: Eukaryota; Metazoa; Chordata; Aves; Passeriformes; Motacillidae. The coding region runs from base 185 to 967 and encodes 260 amino acids. Gene Ontology annotation, cellular component: nucleus. Gene Ontology annotation, molecular function: RNA polymerase II cis-regulatory region sequence-specific DNA binding; DNA-binding transcription factor activity, RNA polymerase II-specific. The record is from RefSeq and is a predicted model, not a curated record. Gene Ontology annotation, biological process: regulation of transcription by RNA polymerase II; cell differentiation. The transcript is spliced from 3 exons.